UUUUGCUCUUCUCCUUCAGCUCCUCUGCACUGCGCUCUGCUAAACAGAUUUUCAUUCUUUUUUCUCUUGUUAGGUAAAGCUGAGAUAGGUUUUAGAAGAUAUUCUCUGAAUCUCAAAACUACUGAAGAUUUAUCAGUGUUUGAUUAAAAAGAUGGACGAUGGUGAUAACAAAAGAAAAAAAAACAUGAUGGAAGAUGAUAUGUUCUCUUACGGUGGUGGUGGAAACAGAAAGAAAUCAAAAAAGAUAGAAAAACCUCCACAAAUUAGUAAGUUGACGAAGUCAGACGAGUGUUAUCCCACAGAUAUCCCGGCAAACAUUAAAAACAUAGAUCUGGAUUGGUGUAAUGUGGAGGGCGUGAUGAGAGAAGUAAUCGACCAAGGAGACCGACGUGUUUGUUGGACCAUUCCACCAACAAGAAGUUUGUCUGCGCGUCUUGUAAUCGACAAGAGAUUUCUACCUCCGGUGUGUUUAUCAGCGCUCCAUUUACUUGUUGGUCUCAUUGACAAAGUAGACUCUACAGGCGGACUCAAUAAUUUAGAACACUUGCGAAAGUUUAUGAUCGAUCAUGGUACUGUUUCGGAAGAAGAAUGUGGCUGUCCUCAGUUAGCAUUGAAAAUGAAAAAUGAUGCCUCUAAAUCCGAUCCGGUUUUGUGUACCGAAAAAGGCAAAUCCAUGCAUAAUCGCACAUUUAAAGUCGAAGAUUUAAUCAUUCUGGACAAAGUAGAUGAAGGAAAACUUAUACAAUUGGUCACCAAGGGCCCUGUUGCUGUUUCUAUCGAUGUUCACAGAAAAUUCUCGAAAUUCAAAGGGGAUGGAAUAUAUGAAGGACCUAAGAAAGGGAGCCGCAAGCAAGACCAACAUAUGUUGUUAGUGUAUGGCUACGGAACAAAACUGCCUGAAGGGAUUCAUUUCUGGAGAACGCAAAAUUCAGCAGGUACUAAAUGGGGGAACAAUGGGUAUGGAAAAAUCAUACGAAAAAUCAGUCGCCCUGCAGGAGAACCGUCUCUAUUUACCUGCAUUCUUUACCCUGCGCUUCUGGAUCUAUAUGAAGGGGAAAUAGAAGACGCCUGAGAAAGUGAUUCAAGGGUUCAAAGAUGGGAGUAACAACAGAACUUCUUUUAGUUGCUAAUAUUUGUUUGUUUUAGACAUUGUUACUGU
Arabidopsis lyrata subsp. lyrata is the source of this 1159-nucleotide messenger RNA. Its product is annotated as cathepsin 7. Bases 152 to 1072 code for a protein of 306 amino acids. Gene Ontology annotation, cellular component: lysosome. The record is from RefSeq and is a predicted model, not a curated record. The transcript is spliced from 9 exons. NCBI's taxonomy places the organism in Eukaryota, Viridiplantae, Streptophyta, Magnoliopsida, Brassicales, Brassicaceae. Gene Ontology annotation, molecular function: cysteine-type endopeptidase activity.